AUGACCGACUCUCGACUAUACUCCUUCUCCCCGGAGACGAAGGAGCAGCUGCGCAAGUUCCGUCUCACUACCUCGCGAGCCAAGGACCCGCAAGCUAUCAUCUAUAUCAUCGACGCUAAGAACCAGGAGAUUCGCGCCCAGGAUGGCGAAGUCUACAGCAAGAUGGAGGACCUGGCUGACGACCUCCCUGAAUCCUCACCGCGGUUCAUUCUUCUCAGCCAUCCCUUGACACUGGGAGAUGGCCGUCUCUCCGUCCCUUACGUUAUGCUUUACUAUCUCCCUGUGAACUGCAACCCGUCACAGCGCAUGAUGUACGCUGGCGCCGUGGAGCUGAUGCGUAAUACCGCGGAGGUCAACCGGGUGAUUGAGGUUCAUGAGGAGGAGGAUAUCACCUCCAUCAAAGCCCAGCUGGGCGGCACCGACUAA
Molecule: messenger RNA, 426 nt
Organism: Penicillium argentinense
Lineage: Eukaryota; Fungi; Ascomycota; Eurotiomycetes; Eurotiales; Aspergillaceae
Product: GMF family protein
Exons: 4
Coding region: 1-426 (141 amino acids)
Biological process (GO): actin filament debranching; negative regulation of Arp2/3 complex-mediated actin nucleation
Cellular component (GO): actin cortical patch
Molecular function (GO): actin binding; Arp2/3 complex binding
Source: RefSeq, a predicted model, not a curated record